Acipenser ruthenus (sterlet) is the source of this 3682-nucleotide messenger RNA. RefSeq names its product protein Niban 1-like. Lineage: Eukaryota; Metazoa; Chordata; Actinopteri; Acipenseriformes; Acipenseridae. The record is from RefSeq and is a predicted model, not a curated record. The coding region runs from base 801 to 3368 and encodes 855 amino acids. The transcript has 14 exons.
GCUUUAAUUGUGGAGGACCCUGUGUCUAGUGUAGAAGACAGGACUAAAUACUCCUCAAUUAUAUUGCAGCUUACAAACACUGGAAAUGGUUGCCAAUAUUAAUUCAACAUAUACAGCUGGCUGAGGAAGAAUGCUUCUCAGUUUCAGAGUCACUGGAGGAGGAGUGACGGUUGUUUGCCAGCCCCUAGAGACUUGGACCCGGGUGAGAGGAAAGGACCGUCACAGCAGUAGAGAGAAACGGAGAGAGGCAGUGAGAUCAUGCCAACAACGCAUGUGUUACAUUUGCAGAGAGAUCUGUAGGUGAAGAAAGCGAGGGAGGACGAGAGAGGGACUGUGCCAGUGCCUUAGAGAGAGAGAGAGAGAGAGAGAACAAUAUAUAUACAUAAACAAUACAGGAACAGUAACUAGACUAGGUGAUACUUUAGGAAGAGAGAAGUCAAAGACAGAUACUGAGAAGAGAGGGAGAGAGGAGAAAGUGUUGGAAAAGACUACAGUGGAUAACUGGCUUUAUGAAGGGGAGUGGAAGGAAGGCAGAGGGACAGGGGACAGACGCAGGACUGGGAACACUGAGCCCGGUUGGAGUCCACCAGGACAAACUGAAACUCAAAGUAUCUGAAGAGCGAGAAUUAAUCUCACGCACUGCCCAGUAAACACACGCUGAAAAGACAGCUCGCUGAUGCCGUCCGUGCUGUCAGGUCUGAUUCUGAGAGGCUGAACAAAAAACGAUGUUUUCUUAAAGAAAUAAAGCAUUUCUAAAAACUACUGGAAUCAGUGAAUGGGAUUUGGGAUCCUCUGUUAAAAUGGGCGUGUUUCACUCCAGCUACUUGGAUGCGAAGCAACGCAAGUACCUAGCAGGUCGCACGGUCGCAGUUCUGAAGAACUUCAUCCCACACUAUCAAAGGCAGAGCGCAGCUGCCUAUCUGGAGCACGUCCGCAAUGAGGUGGAGCAGAGAGGAGGGGAGCCCACGCAGCUGCUGUACUCACAGGAUGCUGUGCCCCCGGGGGAGGUGCUGCGGGAGGGGACCCUGCUGCUGUUCCAGGAUCACAAGUGGAAAGAGCGCCAUCUGCAGGUGACCAGAGACUUGACAGUGGAGUGCUAUGGCUCCAAAGAGGCCCGGUCCACACUGCUCCUGUCAGCCUGUCAGAUCUGCACCUCCCCUCAGCAACUCCACCUCCUACUGGAGGAGUCCUGCCACUACACCACAGGGGGUGGUGAGUUGCCCCUUUGCCCCUCUGAGUUCCCCGUCUUCCUCCUGCACCCCUACUGCGCCCCGGUGUGUGUAUGUGCCCGCUCCAGAGAGGACCAGCGCGGGUGGCACAGAGUGCUGGGCAGCGCAGUAAGGCACCACAGCUCAGCGCUGCAGAGGAGACACAGCUACGAAGCCAAGGCCCUCUUGGAGGCUGUCCGCUUUUACAGGCAGGAGAAGGGCAGCUAUGGGAGCGGGGUCCUGACAUUGGGCUCAGAGGAGGAGGUUCUCAGUAACCUGGUUAUGGAGGAUCUGCUGCCCUGGCUGAGGACCCAGGUGUUCCCCCAGCUGCGAGUGUCCCAGGGGAGGAGGAGCAGCACCUGGAUACAGCUGGUCUGGGAGGUGCAUAGCCGGGUGAGUCAGCAGGUCUCUGUGGAGCUGAGGGUUCUGAAGGAACAGGACACUCUGCAGCUCCCCCUGCUGGUCGGGAGGAUUCGCCCCAACCUGGACCAGAUCGUCGAGCUGCAGGAAGACAUUGCAGGCAGGCUGGCAGAUCACAUGUCUGCAGUGAUUGAGCGGGGUGUGACACGCUCAGUCUCCCCUUCGCUCCUACUGGUCCUUCAGAAAUUAGCCCCGCCCCUGAGAUCCGGCUUCAUCGGCAUCAGACAGCUGUUCACAGACGCCUGCGAUGACAUCAUCAGAACUGGACGCUGUGGCCAAUCAGCGCAGGAGCUGGCUGCCCCCCUGUCUCAGCUCAGCAGUGGACAGAGCUUUGAGCUGCUGGAACUCCUUGCAGAGAGGCUGGGGGUCCUACGGGAGUGGCUGGGGGUCGAGGGGGCGCCGCUGAUCACCCUGCGGGCCCAGAACACACUGCAGCAGCUCCUGGACAGUGCAGUCUACACGUUCAGAAGUCUUCUCUGUCAGCAGCUGAGUGAGUCCCGGAGCCCCUCCCAGCUCUCUCGCACUCUGCACAGGGUCCGCGGCAGAGUGGCAAAGAAGCUGGAUCAUGACUGCAGGCUGGCUGAGACCCGGCUGUUCCAGGAGGCCCUGCUUCUGAUUGCUCAGCCGGUCCUGUUGAGAGAGCUGGAGCCCAGCUGCAAACUGGGGCUGGCGCAGUAUGAAGAGAUGGUGUUUGCAGAUUACAGCACAGUGAUUCACAUCGAGAAUAUCUAUGAAGACGUUGUGGUGCAGGCUCUAAUGAAAGAGAUCAAUGAAGUUCUGACCUGUAUACCUGACAGCACCGACCAAUUGGACAACCAGCUGACCACUGCCUGGAGAGGAUCAUCCAAUCACCUUUCAGACUCCAGUACUGGGUCCUAUGACAACAUACCCAAAACCCUGGGGGAGGAUCCAGGAGAGCAAAAGAGCUGUGAUCAAGCUGAGGAGGCUUCCCAAAAAACUUGCACCGGGUCAACAUCAGUCUUGAAGACAGAAAGACCCACGAGCCAACAUGGAUCAGAUCGACUAAUCUCAGAUCCAGAUAGUGAAAAUGCACGUGUCUUUUUGAAGACAGACCAGAACAAUGCAACAGGAAGCUCCUCACACAUCGAAGACCAGCCCACCAGACUCCAUGCAGGUGAUCUUCAGUGCUUGGAGUUCACCAGCAUUGUAGACGCGAGAGAGCUGUUUUAUAAACCCCAGCAGGCUCUUGGUGGCAACCGCACUGACACACCAGAACUACCCAUCAAAGAGAGUCGCCGUGUUGCUAUGGAAGAAGGAGGGACGUCUGAAACAAUGGAAGACGGAGGUGAACAUCAGAAUUUUGAGGAGAGCAGGUUAAAGGGUCAGGAACCUAGUGGAGAUGCCUUCAAGCUUGGACCCAGCUUGUGCCUUGAGGAUGAGGAAUCUUUGGGGAUGGUUGAAAAGGUCCACCAGGUUCCUAUGGAAAUCAGAGAUGAUCAGCCUCCUGAAUUGAUGAACCAUGGCUUUGAUUUGCAAAACGGAGGUGGAGGUCCAUCUCUGGAUCCCGAGUCACGUGACCAUGUUGUUUUUGGAAAGCAGCACCAGGGUGGCCAAGCGGAGCUGGAGAACCAGCUGGAUAAUGGAUUGGCAAUGGAAACAGCAGAGAACUCUGGGAAAACUAUUGAGGCGACACGACCAAAGGGAACUGAGAAGGAGGGAGCAGGCAGUUUUGGAUAUGGUGGUGUGUGGGACAGGACAGAAAGUCCAAAAUGGGUUUAAGAUUUAACACACAGAGAUUUUUACUAUGUAGACACACCAGCGAUACAUACAGAAUCAAUAGACGUUUAAGUAGGGCAGCAGUGUGGAGUAGUGGUUAGGACUCUGGACUCCUGACCGGAGGGUCGUGGGUUCAAUCCCAGGUGGGUGACACUGCUGCUGUACCCUUGAGCAAGGUACUUUACCUAGAUUGCUCCAGUAAAAACCCAGCUGUAUAAAUGGGGAAUUGUAUGUAAAAAAUAAUGUAAUUGUAUGUAAAAAUAAUGUGAUAUCUUGUAACAAUUGUAAGUCUGCUAAGUAAUAAAUAAUAAUAAUUA